Coregonus sp. 'balchen' is the source of this 2530-nucleotide messenger RNA. The record is from the annotation of a GenBank genome assembly. NCBI's taxonomy places the organism in Eukaryota, Metazoa, Chordata, Actinopteri, Salmoniformes, Salmonidae.
AUGGUGAACGGAAAGAGUUCCGGAAAGAGUUCCGUCAGGGCCCCAAAGUUCCUGGACAAGAGUUCUGGGUUCUACGGUCGCCUGGACGAGCCCGAGAUGGGAGGAGAGGGGGAGGAGAGGCGGAGAGAAGGGGACUGCGGGGGAUCGUGCCCAGCCACAGAGCUCUCUACGGGGGGAGAGACGGACCAGGGAGAGCAUGGGGUGUUUGACUUUAACCAGGGAAUGAUGGAAGACGAUGACACCACUCUCCUCCGAAGGAAACCCAGCCGGCUUAGCUCCCGCUGGAGAAGAAGCUCCAGAAAGGCCCAACCCCAGGCGAUCUCCCCCAGGGAGGAGGACCCGAUCCUGGGUACGGAAAUGGAGGCCCCUGUCCUGGAGGUCACCGCGGUGGAAGUGAGGAGGAGCCGCUGGAGGAGGAGCACCAGGAAGAAACAGGAGGCUGAGCCCCAGACGGUCUCCCCCACGGAAGAAGGCCCGAUCCUGGGUACGGAGAUGGAGACGCAGACCCCUGUCCUGGAGGUCCUGGAGGUGGAGGUGAGGGUAGAGACUGAAGAAGGACAGAGGGAGAAAGAGAGGAGAAUGGAAGAGGAGAGGAUGCUGGUCCACUUUGCGAUCCGAGAAGAGGCGGAUGACCAGGUUCUGAUAAAGGACAAGAAGAGAGGGAGGGAAGAAGAGGAGGAGGAGGAGAGGAAGAUGAAGGGACAGGAGGAGAUGAAGGUGAUGAGGAAGAGGAGCAUGCUGAAGAACUACCGCAAGGUGAGAGAGAGCGAGAAAGAGAGAGAGAACGAGAGAGGAUGGUAGUGUGUGUGGUGCCUUCCAGGUACCCUUGGAAAACCUCCACUUGUUAUUGUUGUAGCAGCAGCAGCAGUAUCCAGGUUUACCCUUCCUGCCUAGUUCCAAUUUAAUUAACAGAGAGAGGACAUGGAUUACUUAACACAUAUCCCCCCCAACGCCGCCCCCGCCGUGGAAUUCUCCCAGAGAGAGGAACAAUUAAUUAAAGUUCCAUGUUCCACAGGUACAUUCUAAGAACAGCAGCCAGUAAUUAAUCAGUUAUGGAAACAUUUAUAUGACCCUUUAUGGCCAUAUUAUUAACGAUCUGGUCAGAUUCCAAUGAAUGAUCUGUGUACGUCACUCAGCCCAUGAGCUCAGAUGCUAAGUUAACUCUGUAGGCCAUUUUAAAAUCUAUUUCUUAUUUUAUUCAUUUGACAGACAGUUAGGCCUAAUGUGCCAAAAACAAAGACAGAUAUUAUCGCUAUAGGAACAUUACUAUAGUAAUAUUAUCGCUAUGGUAAUGUUAUCGCUAUAGUAAUAUUAUCGCUAUAGUAACAUUACUAUAGUAAUAUUAUCGCUAUGGUAAUGUUAUCGCUAUAGUAAUAUUAUCGCUAUAGUAAUAGUCCCAGGACAACUCCUUAGCUAGUAUCAGGUGACACACCUGUUAUCUCCCCACCUGCGACCCUCCCUCUCCUCUCCUCUCCUCCCUUCCCCUCCCUAACCCUAACAUGUUGUCUGUUUGCUUUAUGAAUCCAUCCCCCUCUCCUCCCCCUCCUCCCCCCUUCCUCCAUAUCUCCUCACUAAUGUUUUAGGAACAACCCUGGCGUCUCUCUCUUUCUUCCCCUGACUGUUGUUUUGUUAUCUUGCUCUCUGUUUGCUGUAGAGGGGGGCAGUGAUGGACUGACAAGAUACGCUUUCGUUCCUCUGUGCUCUUGGUCACCGACCUUGACUCAAGGGGACAUCAGCGGGGAGAACACACACACACACACACACACACACACACACACACACACACACAGGUGACAUUCCUCUGCCUUACUAUCUGACCCCAGAUCGUUGUUUGAGGGCAGUGUGUGUAUAGCCCCACCUCCUCUAAACCCACCUCUUAACAUUCCACUAGCGAUCAACCACCAGGCCAACAUUCCUUUCUGAUUACACAGAGGUCAGGGGUCAUGUCAUAAGAGAGACACCAGGAAGAACACAACAUAAUUUAUAACUGCAUCAAAUUAAUAAUGAUACACAUCCACUCUGAACACAUAAACUGGGACGGGGCGGCAGGUAGCUUAGUGGGUAAGAGCGUUGUGCCAGUAACCGAAAGGUCGCUGGUUCUAAUCCCCAAGCUGACUAGGUGAAAAAUCUGUCGAUGUGCCCUUAAGCAAGGCACUUAACCCUAAUUGCUCCUGUAAGUCGCUCUGGAUAAGAGCGUCUGCUAAAUGACUAAAAUGUAAAUGUAAAUGUACCAAGUUAUCUUGUUCUGGUCUUGACUGGAUCAUGUUCCAAUUCAAACGUUUUCUUUUGUGACCACAUUUGUUAACAAUGUUUUUAUCAAUAUCAAUCAAACAAUGUUUUCUGGUCACCUGUAUUGAUGACUGAUUAUUAAUUCUAUCCCCUUCAGACUUUCGACCGAGUGUUCCGUCGAGGGUGGGAGACCUUCAUCACUAACCUGUACAGCGUGACGCUCACACCUGACUCAUCAUCAUCAUCAUCAUCACCAUCAAAGGAAAUGCACCAUGCCUCAGCAUUAGCAGAACACAGAUAG